Messenger RNA from Pyrus x bretschneideri (Chinese white pear), 4473 nucleotides. Its product is annotated as protein phosphatase 2C and cyclic nucleotide-binding/kinase domain-containing protein. Gene Ontology annotation, molecular function: ATP binding; cation binding; protein kinase activity. The transcript is spliced from 15 exons. Gene Ontology annotation, biological process: protein phosphorylation. The record is from RefSeq and is a predicted model, not a curated record. Lineage: Eukaryota; Viridiplantae; Streptophyta; Magnoliopsida; Rosales; Rosaceae. Bases 729 to 3968 code for a protein of 1079 amino acids.
CUAAUCCGCAAUCUGCACCCCGACCACUCCCUGUCCCCACGCGCCUUCCCCUUCCCUCUUCUCCCUAUCCCGAACUAUUCCCCAAAGCAAAAGCAAAGCACCUGCUGAGUGACUCACUCAAGCAAGCAGAUUUCUCGGCUUCCUCUGCAAAACCCAACUGUCUGCUUUCCAAUUUUUGCACGAUUCAGAAGUGCUUUUAUUUGCUUCUAUUUUUGUUGUAUUUUAUCGUAACGGUUGUGAGAGGCACUGUAGAUCAACAACGUCGCUUUCCAAUUUGCUAAUAUCUAACAGUUUGAAUAUCUCAUAAAAGAUUUGCAAUUUAAUAGUUUUUUUUGUAGUCGGUUUCCUUUCAUUCUCUGAAAGUAGUUUUGUGGGCAGCUGUGGAAGAUAAGUCUGGAGAAAAAUCCAACAAAAUCUCAUUUAUUUUGCUCGAAGAAGCAGAGUCAUUGAGCUUGUUCGAACUCGAAAGCUCGAACUGAUGAAUUUUCAGGUAAUUUGGCAGCUGGGUUCUAUUCGAUUUGCAUUUUUGAGUGUUGGGUAGUAUAGUGAUUGAGCUCGACCGAACUCGAAGCUGAUGAAUUAUUAGGUAAAUUCGGCAUUUGGGUUCGUUUCAAUUUUCUUUUUUGAGUGAUGGGUUGCAGGGAUGAUUGAGCUUGUUCAAACUUGAAACUGAUGAAUUUUCAGGUAAAUUUGGCAUCUGGGUUCGAUUCAAUUUGUGUUUUUGAGUGAUGGGUUGUGUGUAUUCGAGAGUUUGCAUUGGAGAGCUUUGUACUCCAAGAGUUCCGAAAUUGAAAGAGAGUCAGGAUGUGAGGAGCACUGAGAUCCCAGUGUUCUCUCCUACUUCCUCCAAUGGAGAAGUAGGUGAGCUCAGAGACCAAUUCAACCAGACUGGCUUAACUGGGGAUGCUGAGAUGGGUAUAACUAGGCUCCGUAGGGUUUCAUCACAGUUUCUGCCCCCCAAUGGGUCAAGAACUGUCAAGGUCCCUUCAGGAAACUUUGAAAUGCGGUAUUCGUAUUUGUCUCAGAGAGGUUAUUACCCUGAUGCUCUUGAUAAGGCUAACCAAGAUAGCUUUUGCAUCCACACACCAUUUGGGACAAACCCGGAUGAUCAUUUCUUCGGGGUCUUUGAUGGUCAUGGAGAAUUCGGAGCUCAGUGUUCGCAGUUUGUGAAAAGAAAGUUGUGUGAGAAUUUGCUUAGGAAUAAUAAAUUUCAAGUGGAUGCUGUCGAAGCAUGCCAUUCUGCAUUUAUCGCGACCAAUUCUCAGUUGCACGCUGAUAUUUUGGAUGAUAGCAUGAGCGGGACAACUGCAAUUACGGUUUUGGUUCGAGGCAGGACGAUAUGCAUUGCGAAUUCGGGUGAUUCAAGGGCUGUUAUAGCAGAGAGGAAAGGGGAUGACAUUGUAGCUGUGGACCUUUCAAUUGAUCAAACCCCAUUUAGAGUGGACGAGCUCGAAAGGGUUAAGCUUUGUGGUGCAAGAGUUCUUACAUUGGAUCAAAUUGAAGGGCUGAAGAAUCCAGAUGUACAGUGUUGGGGAACCGAAGAAAGCGAUGAUGGUGAUCCGCCUAGAUUGUGGGUGCCAAAUGGAAUGUAUCCUGGGACAGCUUUUACAAGGAGUCUUGGUGAUUCAAUUGCUGAGACAAUUGGGGUUGUUGCGAACCCUGAAAUCGUGGUUUUAGAGCUUACACAGAAUAAUCCUUUCUUUGUUCUUGCUAGUGAUGGAGUUUUUGAGUUCCUUUCUAGCCAAGCUGUGGUGGAUAUGGUUGCAAAAUUUAAAGAUCCCCGUGAUGCUUGUGCUGCAAUUGUAGCUGAAUCGUAUAAACUCUGGCUGCAGUAUGAAACUCGUACAGAUGAUAUUACGGUGAUCGUUGUGCAUGUAAAUGGGCUGACUGAUAUGUCCAUUGGUCAAUCAGUAAGCCCUGCUGGUGCUUUACGACCACCUGUUCCUCAAGUUGUAGAGGUUACAGGAUGUGAAUCUCCUUCACCAUCUGGGUGGAACUCUAGGAACCAGCGCACCAGACAUGAUUUGUCAAAGGCACGCCUUCGUGCAAUUGAGAGUUCUCUAGAAAAUGGGCAAAUUUGGGUUCCUCCAUCUCCAUCCCACAGAAAGACUUGGGAGGAAGAAGCACACAUUGAGCGGGCUUUGCACGACCAUUUCCUCUUCAGAAAGCUUACUGAUUCUCAGUGUCAGGUGUUAUUGGACUGCAUGGAAAGGGUUGAGUUCCAGCCUGGAGAUGUUGUUGUUAGACAGGGUGGUGAAGGUGACUGCUUUUAUGUUGUUGGUAGUGGAGAAUUUGAGGUGUUGGCGACCCAGGAAGAAAAGAAUGGAGAGGUUCCAAGGGUUCUGCAGCACUAUACAGCUGAUAAAUUGUCAUCCUUUGGAGAACUAGCGCUAAUGCAUAACAAACCACUCCAGGCCUCUGUUCGUGCUGUGACCAGUGGAACUCUUUGGGCUUUGAAAAGAGAAGACUUCCGUGGAAUUUUAACGUCAGAGUUUUCUAAUUUGUCAUAUUUGAAGUUGCUUCGAUCGGUGGAUCUUCUAUCAAGGCUGACAAUCUUACAGCUGAGCCAUAUUGCCGAUUCUCUGUCUGAAGUUUCCUUCUCAGAAGGGCAGACGAUAGUCAGUGAGAGUGAACGCCUAGUUGGAUUAUACAUUAUCCAGAAGGGAAAAGUGAGGAUUACUUUUGAUGCAAAUGCAGUUAGUAGUCCAGUUGUCCGGAGUCUGAAGUCUGACUAUCAACAAAAAGAUGAUCAUCCUCAGAGCAGUAAAGAGCUCUCAGUGGAGAAGACGGAGGGAAGCUGCUUUGGUGAAUGGGCACUUCUUGGAGAACAUAUUGAUUUGUUUACUGCAGUUUCUGUGGGAGAUGUCACCUGUGCUGUUUUAACAAAGGAGAAUUUUGAUUCAGUCAUUGGCCCUUUGACAAAGCUUUCUCAGGAUGAUCGGAAGUCAAGGGAUUAUUCUUCUGACGUUCCAAAGGGAUCUGCCAAGAACGUUGAUAUUUCUGCUCUUACUAAAGUCCAGUUGUCUGAUCUGGAUUGGAGAACAAUUUUAUAUAGCACUGACUGCAGUGAGAUUGGACUUGUAUGUUUAAGAGAUUCAGAAAAAUUGCUUAGUUUGAAAAGGUUUUCAAAGCAAAAGGUCAGAAGGAUGGGAAAGGAAGCACAAGUGUUAAGAGAGAAGGAUCUAAUCAAGAGUAUGAGUUCUUCAGCGUGUGUGCCACAGUUUCUGUGCACAUGUGUUGAUCAGACACAUGCUGGCAUACUGUAUAAUACUUGCCUUGCUUGUCCGUUGGCUUCGAUACUUCGCACUCCCCUUGAUGAACCAUCUGCCAAAUUUUGUGCAGCCUCUCUAGUUGCUGGUUUGGCAGAUCUCCAUAAGAAUGACGUUCUCUACAGAGGCUUGUCUCCUGAUGUUUUAAUGUUGGACCAAACAGGAUAUUUGCAGCUAGUAGACUUCAGGUUUGGCAAGAAGUUAUCUGGUGAAAGGACAUAUACAAUUUGUGGAAUGGUGGACUUUUUAGCUCCAGAGGUAGUCCAGGGAAAAGGCCAUGGUUUCCCAGCUGACUGGUGGGCAUUAGGAGUGUUGAUAUACUUCAUGCUACAGGGUGAAAUGCCAUUCGGCUCAUGGAGACAAAGUGAGCUUGAUACAUUUGCAAAGAUCGCAAAGGGACAGCUAACUCUACCGCAAACUUUUAGUCCUGAAGUUGUUGAUCUCAUCACUAAGUUACUCGAGGUUGAUGAAAACACCAGACUAGGAAGCCAAGGUUAUGAAUCUGUCAAAAGGCAUCCCUGGUUUGAUGGCAUUGAUUGGGAAGGGAUCAAAGACAGUAGUUUGCCUGUUCCUCAUGAGAUCACAUCUCGUAUAACUCAACAUUUGGGAAGUCACUCCGAGGACUGUUCUGUUCCUCUAGCUUCUCCAUCUCGAAAUGGAGAAGAACUCGAUACCCCUGAAUGGUUUGACGACUGGUAGAAGGAUAAAAAAUUACAGGACUUUCCACAUUUGUAAAAAAUUCCAGGUGGGGUUCUUCUGAAUCCUCUCUGCUGUGAGAUUUGACUCACAGCUUGGCUGAACAAUGAGAAACCACCGAGACAUACAAAACCAACGGAGGAAACGUCGAAGUUACAAUCCUGAGAUUCACCUUGCUUGUGGUCCCGUUAUAUUUUACGUGAUUGCAUAGUAGCAUUAGAAGAGUAAAUAUCUUCUGGGACCAUAGGCCGCUGCUGAUAGCCAUUUGACUAUUUCAUGGAGAGGCCGGUUGAUAGAUUUUCUGUUCCCAUCAUUCUCUUUUUCUUUUCGGCGAAUUUCUCCCCUCUGUAAAUGCAUAUAUGUGUAGAUGAAUGAGGGGCUCAUUUCUUCAAGUUCUACUUCUGUAAUAGCAGCUGAUACAAAUUUGAUCGACUUAGCCACGAAGCUCUCGAGUCCCCAACUAUCCAUUCUUCUUAUUAAUUACUAUGGAAUUAAUUUUUUCUUCUUC